AUGAGCGCCACCAAAUUGGUCUCGGACGCCGAGCGACGGUUUGGAGAGUCGCCCAACGAACGCGAUGCCAGAGUUGAGCGUCUCUGGUCCAGAUUGGACCCUACCGGCAAGGGAGAAUUGGACUUGAAGGGCCUGCAGAAGGGUUUUAGGCGCAUUGAUCACCCUCUGAAGAAUGCCAACGAGUUGUUGAAACAGAUUAUGAAGGAGGUCGAUACGAACCACGAUGGCAAAAUUCAAUACGAAGAGUUUCGCAAAUUCGUCGAGAAAACCGAGCGACAGUUGUUCUUACUCUUUCAAGCCAUCGAUAAGGAUGGCAACGGCAAACUCGACUCCGCCGAGCUCCAAACCGCCUUUCGCACAGCCGGCCUGAGCGUUUCAAACCGUCGAGUUGCCGACUUCUUCCACGACUUGGAUAGGAACAAUGAUGGAUUUGUCAGUUUUGAAGAAUGGCGAAACUUUCUCCUGUUCAUGCCAGCCUGUGAACACGACUCCCGACUCCAAGCCGUCCUAUCCUACUAUGACUCCGUCGUCAAUGUCACACCGGAGGGAGAUUCUCUUGUCAGCGACGAAACUUUGGAAGGUCUAGGUACGGAUGAGUUAUCCUCUAGCUCCCUUUUCUAUUCUCUUUUCGGCUCUCUCGUUAGGGUCGCGUCUCCUUUACCUCCUGCGACAAUACCACCUGGGUCUCCUGCAGCUCCCGCACAAGACAACGACCCGACAAGUAUAGAUGCAGACUUGAAAACAGACGCUGUGGAGGUCCUAUCACAACCUGGAGCGAACGCCGUGGCGAGUGCAGAUGAAGACGGCGACAGUAUCCCACAUCAGACUACACAGCGGCGACGGUUAGUCGCAACAAAACCCACACGAUUGGAGCCUUCAAAGCCCACACAGUCUAUACAGCGCGUUGGCGAUGGCACCUCGGAACAGCUCAUGGAAGAACCACCACAAUCUUCGGCAGGAGUUGAGAGCAGGCCCCAAAAGAAGUUCAAACUGACACAUUUUGCUCCUGAUCCAGGUUACUUCCUAGCGGGUGCCAUCGCCGGCGGAGUCUCUCGUACGGCCACCGCGCCGCUUGACCGAUUAAAGGUCUAUCUGUUGGUCAACACCAGCACUAGCUCCGAGACUGCGGUAGCCGCUAUUAAGCAAGGUCGCCCUAUUGCGGCGGUAAAGAACGCGCUUAGACCUAUCAGCAAUGCCGUUAAAGAUCUGUUUCGCAACGGCGGCAUCCGAAGUUUCUUUGCCGGUAACGGUCUGAACGUGCUCAAAAUCAUGCCCGAGACGGCCAUCAAAUUUGGGUCGUACGAAGCAGCCAAGCGGGCUCUGGCCAAUUUUGAAGGCCAUGGUGACCCCAGACAUAUCAACUCGUAUUCAAAAUUCACCGCAGGCGGUGUUGCUGGCAUGAUUGCACAGUUUUGCGUUUAUCCACUAGAUACCCUAAAAUUUCGCUUACAGUGUGAGACUGUUAAGGGAGGACUCACGGGCAGCGCAUUGGUCCGCCAGACGGCUGUUAAGAUGUAUGCUGAUGGCGGCAUUCGAGCGUGUUACCGUGGUGUGACCAUGGGUCUCGUGGGCAUGUUCCCGUACAGUGCCAUAGACAUGGCCAUGUUUGAGCUGCUCAAAAACUCAUAUCGAACGUACUACGCUAGGCAUUCCGGUUGUCAUGAGGAGGAUGCUAACCCUGGCAACAUUGCCACAGGCAUGAUCGGAGCGACAUCUGGGGCGAUUGGUGCGACGGUUGUAUACCCGCUCAAUGUGGUACGAACACGAUUGCAGACACAAGGAACCGUGAUGCACCGAGCGACGUAUACUGGUAUAUGGGAUGUGACUCAAAAGACCAUUCAAAAGGAGGGAUAUCGUGGUCUGUAUAAGGGAUUGACGCCGAACUUGCUCAAGGUUGCACCUGCAUUGAGCAUCACGUGGGUGGUGUAUGAGAAUUCAAAGUCUGUCCUCGGGCUACAUUGA
Messenger RNA from Metarhizium brunneum ARSEF 3297, 1962 nucleotides. It is a transcript of the gene SAL1, whose product is annotated as Calcium-binding mitochondrial carrier SAL1. Gene Ontology annotation, biological process: ADP transport; transmembrane transport; ATP transport. Gene Ontology annotation, molecular function: calcium ion binding; ATP transmembrane transporter activity. The record is from RefSeq and is a predicted model, not a curated record. Lineage: Eukaryota; Fungi; Ascomycota; Sordariomycetes; Hypocreales; Clavicipitaceae.